Numida meleagris (helmeted guineafowl) is the source of this 7815-nucleotide messenger RNA. It is a transcript of the gene RPH3AL, whose product is annotated as rabphilin 3A like (without C2 domains). Gene Ontology annotation, biological process: intracellular protein transport. NCBI's taxonomy places the organism in Eukaryota, Metazoa, Chordata, Aves, Galliformes, Numididae. The coding region runs from base 3030 to 3962 and encodes 310 amino acids. Gene Ontology annotation, molecular function: small GTPase binding. The transcript has 10 exons. The record is from RefSeq and is a predicted model, not a curated record.
AGCGGCGGGGGCCUGGGGAACGGGGUAGCGGUGCCGGCCGGAGGCAGCGCUCCCCGUGAGGCCGAGGGGCUGCGGGGGCAGCCGCGUGCGGGCCCCGUCCCGGUGCCGCCCCUCUGGGUGCUCGGACGUACUUCCCAGCUGCGCCGUGCCCGUCCCGGGGCGUUGGGUCUGCGCACAUCCCCGGCGCUGGGUCAAAGUCCGCGGUUUCCUCUCGUUGGCCCCGGCAGCGGCCGGGUGUCGCCAGCAGCCGCGUUCAGCGGGGAUGCGUCACCUCGGGGAUGCUCCGGCGGCGUUUCCCCAGCGGCGGUGCCCGUGGCCGCCGCAGCCAGGGGCCGGCCGGGCAGUUCCUGGUUCGUGCGAGGUCACGGCGGGGGCUGGCACGCGGUUCCCUGCGCGGUUCCUUGGCUCUGCCCUUCCCGGCUGCGUCCGAUUCUUUCUAAGAAACUCGAGGCUGGAGCUGCGGGUUCUGCCCGGGCCUCCCGAGUUGAGUAGUGCAUCAGCAGAGAGAAAUUAGUUUCUCUCUAAUUGGGCUUUUAGACGCUAAUUUGCUUCUCGGAGACCUGUGCCAGGUUGGCCUGCUCCAGAACGUGAGUCAAAGAGCGGAGCAGUGUGAAUUAUUAUCACCGAGCAGAGCACCUGCAGGGCUGAGGCCGGGUGGGUACGAACCCACCUUGGCAGGAGCGGUGCUGGCUGCAGAGUGAGCGGAUCUGCUUGGGCGAAGCCUGGUUCUUUGUGCCUCGCCAUAUAUCAAGCAGCCCCGCUAAUGAGCACCUCUUGUUAAUAGGGGCUCGUUGGUACCGUGUGCCGGUUUUCCUGUAGAGCUGAUUUUAUCUUCCCCCUGCCAGGACUGGCAUGGACCUGCAGGGCAUUGUGCUUUGUAAUGUCUUUAAUAAGCACUGUCUUAAUGCGGUUGGGCUUCUGCCAUUGCUGCUGCGCCUGGGGAGCACGUGGGGCAUGAGAACCUUCUGUUUUAUUCCCUCAAAGCUCGUCCCCACGUGCUCUGUUUGGAGGUGUCCCAGAGCCGUGGGGAUGUGGCACUGAGGGCUGUGGUCAGUGGGCAUGGCAGGGGGGGGGGUUGGACCUGGGGGUCUCUGAGGUCUUUUCCAGUCUUAAUGAUUCUAUGAUUGUAUGAGCAGCAAAGCCUUGAUAGAGGCCAGCCUUUAUUCGGGCACAGUCUCACCACUCAUUGCUUUGAAACAGACUUGUGUCCGACCGAGGUGCCUCCCUGCACCGCUGGAGCCGGGCCCGUUGCCGGCAGGUGCCCUUAUCUCCCUCAUUUCUCCUCUGUCAUAGCAACGGGAGCGAACACUCACUCAGUUGCUAAGGUUAUGGGGAUAAUGGGGUCUGGUGCCGGGGCAGAGAGUAAUUACAGCGCGUCUUUGAGGGAGCGGCUGGAAGGGACACGGGGCUGGGAUGGCACGGGGGGGGGGCACAGCAGCCCUGGGGGAAGCGAUGCGCUCGGAGCAGGCACGGUAAUUACAGCAGCACGGCGGCUGGGGAGCAGGAGCUCGGCUCUGGCCGACUGCUUCAUUUUGGUUGGUUUUUUUUUGUUUUUUUUUUUUUAAACGAAGUAUUUAAAAGAAAAAACAAUAAUUGCCUAAUUAAUUUCCUAUAAAACCAAAUUAAAACAGAGGCGAGCUGCUUAGCUGAAAUAAGCAGGCCGUGAAAGCUGGCUGGGGAGCUCCUGAUGGGUCUGCCGAGGGCGUUCUGGUGUUUGCAGGGCUGCGAGGGGUUCGUGCUUGGCGGGCACCUGCAGUCAGCUCGGUGCAGGCCCCGCAGCCACUCUCAAUGUCAGCACCACCCUCCGGCUUUAGCCGGGAUGCAGUCACAGUUUGAGGUGGAGAACGUGAACCUGGAGCACCCCCAGAGCUGCCCAGUGGGAAGGGGCUCCCAGUUCCACAUUGUGGGGUCAUCACCAGCACAGCCCUGCUGCUUCCUCUCUGCUCUCCAUCGGAGCGGUGCGGUUCCGCAUCCCCCCUGUGCUGCCGGCUCACUGCUGAGCGCAGCCAGGUGUGCGCAACGCCGCGUUAACGAGGAUUUGUUCCGCGUGAUUUCUUCCAUCAUAGGGAAAGGAGCAAACAGGUGGAGGGCUGUUCAGCCGGUCACAGGAUGCUGGGAAGGAAAGAACUCCCUCGCAGACCGUGCAGAUGACUCCCAGCCCGGCGUGGCUCUGCUAUCGGUGUUUCUGAUUAGGCUGCGUGCGCUGCACUCCGUGUCCUGGACAGAGAUAAGAGGGAGGAUGCUUUGUGCUGUCCCCACUCUGGUGUCCUCCAUCCUGUGGCCGUGCGUGUUCCUUUCUUUCCAACCCUGUUCCUGUUCCCCCCCAGCAGAGCCCGCAGUCCCACGGUGUUCUCAUUUCCUCCACUGAGGCACUUGUGUCCAACUCACUGGGCUUUUUGCAGAGGUGAAGUGCAGAGCCACCUGCAGCGUUUUGACUCGCCUUCAUCUCUGCUGGAGCAGAUAAAGCUCAGCAGAGCAGGGCUGGAUGCAUUCAGCUGUUUCCCACCCUGCGUGCACAGCUGCUGGCAAAGCAAAGUGCCGGUCCUGGGGCUGACCUCCAGAUAGGCCCCCCCAGCUGCUGGGCACUGCCGUGCAUGGGCUGUGCUUUGCUCCAGGUGUGCCUGAGUGGGAGGGCAGGCCGGGCUGGAGCAGCUCUGAGCUCUUGAUGGAGCCGCGGGUGUCCCUGCGCCUUGCAGGGCAGUUGGUCCAGAUGGCCUUAAAGGUCCCUUCCUACUGAGCCAUUCUGUGAUGUGGGGCCGACCCUUCAGGAGGGGGCUGCUCCGUGGGCUCUGCAGCCCAGGUCAGCGCCGUGUGCUGGGGCUGGUGGCAGCAGGCAGCUCAGCACGGGGCCGGAUCAAUCUGCACGUGCCGCUGCCGCUAUAAAAGGGCCAAGGCUGUGCUUGCUGUGGGGCUCCGUGCCUGGCACGGCGGCAGCUCCGCGUCAGCAGCAGCGUGGGUGCGGGUGCUGAGCCGCAGCGCCGGGUACGGUUUCAAAGCUGGCACCGGGUCUGUUCUGGGGAAGGUGCGCCAUGGCCGACACGAUUUUUGGCAGUGGGACGGGCCCGUGGGUGUGCCCCAACGACCGGCAGCUGGCUCUGCGUGCCAAGCUCCAGUCAGGCUGGUCGGUGCACACGUUCCAGACAGAGAAGCAGAGGAAGAUGCAGGCUCUGAGCCCGCAGGAGCUUGAGGUCAUUCUGGAAGUCAUCCACAAGGCAGAGAGGCUGGACAUUGUCGAGCAGCAGCGCAUCGGGCGCCUGGUGGAGAGGCUGGAGAACAUGAGGAAGAACGCGAUGGGGAACGGGCUGUCGCAGUGCUUGCUGUGCGGCGAGCUGCUCGGGCUGCUGGGGAGCACGUCGGUUUUCUGCCAGGAUUGCAAGAAGAAAGUUUGCACCAAAUGUGGCAUCGAAACGUUUGGAACCCAGAAACGUCCCCUUUGGCUGUGCAAGAUCUGCAGUGAGCAGAGAGAGGUCUGGAAGAGGUCUGGCGCGUGGUUCUACAAAGGGCUGCCCAAGUACAUCACGCCUCUGAAGAGCAGCAGCAGAGCAGGCGAGGUGCCCUCGCAGCCCUGGCAGGGCGAGCCCACGGCGCUGGAGGCAGGGAGCGUGGGGCCGGGCCGCUCCUUCACCUGGGCCAGGGGCAAAGUGGUUUCUAGCGACAGCGACUCGGAGCUCAGCUCUUCCAGCCUGGAGGACAGGCCCUCGUCUGCAGGGUCGAAAAGCUCUCCAGGAGGAAAGCAGCAAGGAGGACAGGUGCCUGCCAGGGAGCCCGGCCGUCCCACGAGGGUGUCCGGGAGCCGCAGCAGCGCGGGCAGCGGGCAGGGGGAGAGCUGCCACAGCGACCAGGCAGCGGAUGGGCACGACGGCGGCAGAGCCCCCGGGGAAAAAAACCUUUUUAUGCAAAGCUUGGCAGAAGGAGUCAGUGCUUUCCAGUGGGAUCUCUUGUUGCUGGCAGGAGGGAGCUGAAAUGCCAUGCAGGCAUGGAUGUACAUUAAGAAACCUGAAAAUUGUGAUCAUCUUGUGAGUCCAGUUAAAACAGUCCCUGAGAUGCAGAGAGCAUCCUGCUGAGAAGAAGGUUAAGCCAGCAGGAAUAUUGGUGGAGGUCUUCAUUACUGCUGGGGCCAUUCGUGUCCCAGCUCCUGGGGAGGGGCUCCUCAGCUCAGGGUCCGCAGGGAGGGUCCUGCAGGUGGAGGUGCCUCACACCUCGUGCCACGUGGCACCACAAGGACCUUAAAGGCAGAUCUUACUGUGGCUUUUUGGCUCUGAAACGUUGUAAUGCUAUAUGGGGAGCUGUUUUUGCUUUGUAUUAGCACCUCAGGUGUUGUUCCGGCUGUGAUUUUCUUCUUCCUUCUCGUUCUCACCUCUGCUCUCAUUCUGAUUUCAAGUGCAGUGUGGCAGAACCAUUCAGCACCCUUAAACCCAGGGCCUCAGGGAGUGGUGCUGCGAGCACAGUCCUCAGCUCUUUGAGCCCAAAGGCCAAGACAGCAGCGUGGUCACACGGCCAACACGGCCCAGGGAAGACGAGGAGCUAUUUGGAAGAGUUCUGCAGGUUUCCAGCACGGUGCUCCAGCUCCGGCUGGGGAUUGGUGAGGCAGAUAAUGAAGCCUGGGCUUUGUCAUGGAAUGAGUCAUUGUCAGCGCUGCGCCGGGAUUUAGGCAACCUCAGCCCUUGAGCCAAACUUGGAGAAGAGAGCAGUGAGUUGAGAAGCUGCCAAGGGCUGUUGUUUUUUUUACCACUUGUUUUCAGAAGCACUGUUUUCUGGGGCUUGGUGUCUCUUCCCGGUGCGAAGCUCCAGUUCCCGGAGGUGAAGACCUGCCGAGGUCCCCUCCAUCCUUAAGCACUGUGCCCGCUCUCAGGCUGGUGGUUCUCCCUCUUCCUGUGGCUCUUGCCUUCCUGUCCAUUGAGCACUGUGGGUGGAUGUAGGGAAGGUCGUGCCCUGGCUUUGCUGGAAAGUGUUUUAUCAUAAAGAGAAGGAAAAUUGCAGAUGAGAAAUGCACGCUCUCCUUUUUCCCCUUCCUUGCCCCUCCCUGGCAGGGGGGACUCCUUUCUUGUUGGCUGUACAGCUGAUGUGUUGUUCCCUUGAUGGGAGAAGAGCAAAAGCCUCCCUGUUCUUAAUUACGGCAUUUUUAUUAACGAAAGGGAAAAUUAAACAGCCUUAAACAAAGAAGCCAGCCAUAUAUUUUGAUGGAUUUCAUUAGCCCACGGAGAGCUCUUAAUGGAGAUUACAGCUUUGGGUUGAGGCUUGGCUGCUGCAGGGAACUGAGUAACAGCACAGGGGAAAGGCUGGGGUUCUGCUUUGGUGGGUCCCCACUGCAAAGCCCUUUCUGAGGAGUGGGUGAAUCCCACGUGGUGGUGGCUGGGGCACCGGGAUGCUCUGCAGGCAGGGAAAGGUGAAGGGGUUUGGGCUGUGGGGCUGGAGAAAGGUGUCACUUGUACUGCACCUCGAUAUGGCAAAGCAGCCACAAGACGAGCUAAUUAGCAGCAGGCAUCUGAGUGCAAAUCACAGUCUCUCCAUCGCUGCUCCUGUGCCAACGUGUUGUCUACAUCAUUAAUACUUAAAGAGCGGUGCAGCAGCUGGCGGUUAAACAGAGCCACGUUAAGCAGCGGCGGCUGGGAGCUGAGCGCUGAGGGCAAUGCCAGGUGAGCUCGGAGAAACAGGGGGGGCAGGGGUCCCACAGCUCCAGCAGAGCCCUUCUCCCCAUGCAGCAAAGCUGUGCUGAGCUGAGCAUGGAGUGCCGCUUCCAGCGCUCUUCCAUUGGGGAGACCCAUGCCCCAUCGUUCAGGAAUGGAUUAGGUUCAGGAAUGAGGUGGUGUCACUCCCUCCGUGGCUCCCUGGUUGGGGUAGGCGUCAAAGUUGGCUCAUAAAUAUGCAAGCUGCUAAUGGGGGAGACGGGCAGAGCCAUUGUGUGUAAUUUUCGUGGCAGGAGAAUGUCAGGCCACCUUUGAAGUGAAAGCAUUACCUUCUUCUUUCCUUUCCCUUCUGCCUCUCAGAGGUCGGGUUUGCUCCCCCAGGGACGAUGAGGAGGUAACAUUUUGCUUCGUUGGGUCUAUCUACUUCAUUCCAUGCAGGGAAAAAAAAAAAUUGUCCACACAGUAAUUAGGCUCCGAAUGAGAUAGUAAUUUCUGUAAUGACUUUCUUCGUGGCGGUCUUUGGGGAGGUGACUUUUGUUUUCCUGUGCUUGGCAAGAAAGUUGCUGCGAUUCCCCUCCCUUUCAUUGCUCUCCUGCCCCAUUUGCCCCCCUGUGCCGUGGGGCUGAGCCUUCCUGCUGCCAAUGAGGAGGAGCUGUCCCUCUUCCACAAGUGGAAAAAAUUGAAUUGUGCCUUCAUAGCUGAGAAGCUCGGAGCAGUCUCUGCCUUCCCCUAUCGCUGCUGCAGAGCACCAAAUGAGCCCGCUGUAUUUAUAAAUAAAACAUGUCUUCCAGUAGGGACUGCGCUAGGGAGUGAUUCAAGGUUUGUGCUUUAGGUACAGUGCACUUCUAAAUAGGAACCUCAGACAAAGCUGCUGCCCCUUCCCAUGUUUUAAGGAAUUAAAAUGUUUUCAUUUUUGAGGGGUAGAACCAAAACAUUUCCCUUUCUUUGAGGCUCGCCUUGAAGUCGGGUUCUCAAGCCUUUAUUCGCUUAAAAAAAUAAAUUACUUUCACCAUUUCUGUAAUUCUUCACGGCGUUUUAAAUUGAAGGCUUUUCCCUUGGAAAGAGAGGAAUGACAAAGACUCAUUCUCUUGUCUCUUUCACUCAGUACAUCUGGAACCAAGUCUGCGGCUGGAGAUGAAGCUCCUAUUUUAGUGCCUCUCCCAGCGCAGAGGUCUGUGCCUUUCCUCCAUUGCUCCUCGUUUCAUUCUCUACCCUUUGCAGUGGGUUUACUCCACGCUUUCCAUCGAGCAUUUUGCACGAGGCACCGAGGCCAAUGGUUGAUGUAAUCUUGCAAAACAAAGCAUAAAAGAGCACGGGAAGCAGAAUGCAGAGUUAAAUGUCUGAAUUUAGUGAGCGCAUCGAGAGGUUUUAUGGCUCGGAGUGAGGGUUAACUUCAAAUGGGGCCAGCUGCCAGGAGCUGGUGGGAGGAACCCGCAGGACUCCCUGUGCCAUGGGCAUUUUGCAUGAUGUGGUGACUGCAGACAGCAGUGUGAGGUUCAGGUUGGAUGUUAGGAAAAAACUUCUCCAAAGAGCAGUGAUGCGUUGGCACAGGCUGCCCAGGGAGGUGGUGGGAUCCCCGUCCCUGGAGGUGCUGGAGAGCCAUGGAGAUGUGGCACUGAGGGCAGUGGGCAUGGUGAGGUGGGGUUGGACUUGGGGUUCUGAGAUGUCUUUUCCAACCAGAAUGAUUCUGUGAUUGAUGAGCCCUGCUCUCCUGCACCCACCUCGCUCACAUCCUGGCCCCUCUCGGCAGCUGGGGAGGGCCUGGCUCUGUGGAUGCUGUUUGGAAACCACUGGUGGCUGAGGUUUGGCUUUCCGUCUGCCCUAGGUGGUGUGCCAGAACACCAGCUCCGUCAGCACAGCUUUUUCUUUCUCCUCCUUUCCCAAUUUGCCUGUCUUUUCUUUCUUUAAUAAAGUUUAAUGGGCCCUGACUGCUGACAGCGUGUGGAGUAAUGAUGCACAGACAUUCUCUUCAUUAUUAUUUUUAGGAAGCUCUUAAAAUGGCACCGAGGAGCUAAAAGCCAUCUCAAAUAACUUUUAUCAAGUCUCUCCCCUCCACUCCUUUCCACACAAAGAAGGGCAACAAGGCUGGAGCAUGAGUCUGUGUGAGCAGUGACGCAGUGGCACAGGCUGCCCAUGGAGGUGUUGGAGAACUGUGGGGAUGUGGCACUGAGGGCCGGGGUCAGGGGGC